This is a messenger RNA of Peronospora matthiolae, 147 nucleotides long. The record is from the annotation of a GenBank genome assembly. NCBI's taxonomy places the organism in Eukaryota, Oomycota, Peronosporomycetes, Peronosporales, Peronosporaceae.
AUGGACAUGUCUACGGUAAAGGUGCUUUUGGCUCUGGCGGCGACGUGGGGCGUACCCGCUAAACACGGUGACAUACCGAAUGCGUAUGUGAAGGCGGACAAGGAGCCUAACCUCGAGGUACUGCUACAGGUACCGCAAGCCAUGUAA